Molecule: messenger RNA, 774 nt
Organism: Aspergillus wentii DTO 134E9
Lineage: Eukaryota; Fungi; Ascomycota; Eurotiomycetes; Eurotiales; Aspergillaceae
Exons: 3
Source: RefSeq, a predicted model, not a curated record
ACUGUCCAUUGACUAUCGUGAGUGAAUGGAGGGCUGGUCAUCUGUUAGAGUAUCAGAUUAUUAUAAGUAGCCACCCCGGGGCACUAUUCAAAUCUUUACUUCACAUUUUUUACGUUUGGCAGACAUUGAGCCAUCCCUUUCUUUCAUUCUUGGUAUCACCUGGUUACUAUUCUUGCAUUGCAUCGAAAUGGCUCUGUCCAUCGAGUCCAUCUUGCAACUCAUCAGUAUCCUCUUGGCUCUGCCGCAGACAAUUCAAGCCAUCCGCGAACCGAUGACCCAUUUGUUUCAACGAGCUACGAGAAGAGACGAGACUGAUCUCCCCACCUCCACUCCACGUCCCGAACCGUCCAAUGCACCAUGGACAGCCCCCCAGGAACCCAGUGCCGAUGCGGAUCGAACCUUUCGUUACAGUGUGUGAUAUCACUAGGUAUUGGGUCUAGGGUUGUUUCUCUUCUUGGAUAUGAUGAGAAUACGAUCUCCUGAAAGAUCAAACAACAGCAGACACUUUUGGUCGAGUUGGUUAUUCAGCGUGUAUUGGAUUAGCGUGCAUUGGAUUAGCGUGCAUUGGACUUGGGUAAAUAUGAUAAAAAAUGGUAUGGGACAUGGGGGAUGGGACAUGAUUAAGGAUAUUGGAGGUAUUAUAUAAGAUCGGAUAAUUUUUGGGAUCAAUGCACUGGGCACAGGAUAGGUAUAUAGUAAUGUGUGAUAUAAUAGCAUAGUCAGGACUCGAUGUCUAGGUUUGGUUUCAUGAAUCAAUAAUAUCCCAAAGAGGAC